Phoenix dactylifera (date palm) is the source of this 1777-nucleotide messenger RNA. RefSeq names its product ribosome biogenesis protein WDR12 homolog. The record is from RefSeq and is a predicted model, not a curated record. Gene Ontology annotation, biological process: ribosome biogenesis. Gene Ontology annotation, molecular function: protein binding. Lineage: Eukaryota; Viridiplantae; Streptophyta; Magnoliopsida; Arecales; Arecaceae.
AAACCCUGAUUAGCUGCUCCCGCUCAAAACCCUAGCCCUAGCUCGGAUCGCUCCCUCUAUUAUUUCCCCUUUCCUUCCGACCUCCGCCGUCUCACCGCCGACGAGCUGCUCCAAUCUCGACACCAGGAGAGGGAGAGACAGAGAAAGAUAUGGACGCCAAUGGCGGCAGCAUGGAGACCUCGAGACAGGUCCGAGUCCGCUUCGCCACCAAGCUACCACCACCGCUGCGAGUCCCGACCACCUCCCUCGCCGUUCCCUCCAACCUCAGUCGAAUGGGCCUCUCAGAGAUCGUCAACCAUCUCCUCAAAAACAUGGAUUCUGGGUACCAAUUUCAACCAUUUGACUUUCUUGUCGAUGGCGAGCUCGUUCGAAUGCCAUUGGAGCAGUUCCUGUUGGCCAAGGGUAUCUCAGCGGAGAAAGUACUUGAGAUCGAAUAUAUAAACGCUGUAGCUCCACGAAAACAGGAGGAUCCUUGUUUACAUGAUGAUUGGGUCAGUGCUGUUGAUGGUUCUAAUCCAAGUUUCAUACUAACAGGGUGCUAUGAUGGUCUUGCCAGAAUAUGGAAAGGUGGAUCAGUGUGCACACACAUUUUAGAGGGGCACAGUGGUGCAGUUACUGCUGCUAGUGUCAUCAAUCGCAAAGGAGAAGAGAGUGAAAACAGCUUUUAUGUGGCAACUGGUUCAAAAGAUCGGUCGUUGAGACUGUGGAAGUUUGAUGCAGGUGAACAUGUGGAUCAUCCACUGAGGAUCAGGGCAUAUAAAAUUUUUCAAGAGCACACCUCUUCUGUUCAGAGCAUUUCUUCAGCUCCUUCUGGAGACAUGGUAUGUUCAGGUUCGUGGGACUGCUCUAUUAAGUUAUGGGAAGUAAAGGAGUCUGAAGCAGAAGGUGAUUCAGUGUCAAUAAAGAAGAGAAAGCUUCUCUCUGAUGCAGCAGAACAAGAGUCUCAGUUGGAGGGCACAGCCACUUCAACACUUGUUGGACAUGCACAAUGUGUUUCCUCAGUUGUUUGGCCGGAACUUCAGACUAUAUAUUCAGCAUCUUGGGAUCAUUCUAUCAGACAAUGGGAUGUUCAAACAGGCAACGAGACCUGGAACAUGGUUUGUGGAAAAGCAUUGAAUUGUCUCGAUGUUGGUGGGGAGAGCUCUGCACUUGUUGUUGCUGGUGGCUCUGACCCAGUUUUGAGGAUAUGGGAUCCUCGAAAACCAGGAACUCUGGCUCCUAUCUUUCAGUUUUCAUCUCAUUCAUCUUGGAUCACUGCUUCCAAGUGGCAUACAAGGUCAUGGUUUCAUUUGUUAUCGGCUUCCUAUGAUGGGAAGGUGAUGUUGUGGGAUUUGAGAACAGCGUGGCCCUUGGCAACUAUAGACUCGCACAAAGACAAGGUGCUAUGCGCAGACUGGUGGAAAGAUGAUAGCGUAAUAAGUGGAGGAGCUGAUUCAAAGCUUUUUAUUUGUUCUGGAAUACAAAUCUAGUGAAGCACAGGCAAAUAUCAUCACAUUCCAAUCAUCAUCCAGAACGUGAGCUGGUGAGAAUGCAGAAAAAGAUGAGUACAACGUAAGUUAAAGGGACGGAAUUUUUUGGUCAUCACCAUCCUGACCAAAAAAUGUGCAAAGAAGCCUUCAAGUGGGUCGGGAUCAGAAUAGAGUGAAUUGUACUUUUCCAUUUUACACUAUAUUUUUAAUUGAUGUUCUGAACACUACUGUUCCACAAGACAUCACUUCAACUCGAAGGACAUCGGGAUUAUGUUCUCAAUCAAAAGAAGUUUUUAUUUUUUUAUUUU